GCCGCAUAAACCCUUCUUCUCCCUCCCCACCCCCCGCCGCCACCGCCGCCCAGCGCGGGUCAUGGCGCCCGCCCCCGCGCCGAUUCGCGACCUCCUCACCUGCUUCAGCCACUCCUCCGACUUCCUCGCCCUCUCGUCCGGCGACGGCCGCAUCAAGGUAUGGGACGCCGUGCGCGGCCACUUGCAGACCGAGUUCGCCGACCUCCCCGCGGUGGAGGUCGGGGCGCUCCCCGAGACGAAGCGCGGCCACCUCGCCCUCGACUACACCUGCAUGAAGUGGGUGCAGCUCUCCUUCAAGAGGAAGCGGAAGGCUGGGAGCUUGCUGCUCGUGCUUGGGACGGGCAGUGGGGAUGUCCUUGCGCUCGACGUUGCUGCGGGCCAGUGGAAGUGGAGGAUCAGCGAUUGUCAUCCUGGGGGUGUGACAGCUGUAGCAUACUCGAGGCAUGGGCGUAGUGUGUACACAGCAGGCGCCGAUGGCAUGGUCUGUAAGAUUGAUGCCUCAGAUGGAUCUGUUGCAGGGAAAUUUAGAUCUUCCUCCAAGGCAGUAUCCGCCAUGGCGGUAUCAUCAGAUGGAACAAUUUUAGCAACAGCAGCUGGUCAGUUGAGGACCUUUGAUGCUUCUGACAACAAAAAGAUUCAAAAGUUCUCUGGGCAUCCGGUGGCUGUGAGAAACGUGAUUUUUAGUAACACUGGCAAAUAUGUUCUGUCAUCUGGAGUUGGGGAACGCUAUGUUGCCAUUUGGAAGUUGGGCAGUGGUAAAACUCAGAGUUCAAGCUGUAUACUCUCUAUGGAACACCCAGCAAUCUUUGUGGACUGCAGGUGUUUAGAUACUAAUGGUACUGAAGCAGUAAUAGGUGUGUUGGCUAUCUCUGAGGUUGGUAUCUGCUAUUUCUGGUCUGGGAAUAGCAUGGAUGACCUACGCAAUAAGAAGCCUACUAAGAUUGCCUUGUCCGAGCCCUCUCUUUCAAGAACUAAUCAGGAUUUUGCGAUAUUUGCCGCAAAAUUUCAAGGAAUAAAUGGACCUACUACAGCCCAUGUCCUUCUGGCAUAUGGAUCCGUGGUGAAACCAUCUUUCGAUAAGCUAAAGGUUCGUUAUGGUAAUGAUAUUAAUUUGGGUGUAUCUGAAGAUGGAGUUCUCUUACCUACAGUUCAACCCACCAUGCCCCAGAUAGGUCAAUCUGCUAAAACAAAAGUAACUAUCACUGCCCUAGACCGGGCGAAUGCAGAAGAUGCCAUCCUUCCUCUUCCGAAGCUUCAUACACAGGAAAAGAAAAGAAAACAUAGCGUAACAAAACCGAGUGGUGUCAAGCUUGCGAUUGAUAGUGACACUGGUACCACUUCAAGAUCAACCGAGAAAAGAGUUCCUGUUCAAAGAAUUGAAGAUGACAGUAUAUGCAUCGAAGACAUGAUGAGGAAAUAUGGCAUCAUUGAUAAGAAUCUCACGGGCCAUCCUGACAUGGCCACUAAAAUCUUAUCAGAUCUGUUCAGUAGCAGUGGCAUAACAAUUGACGCUAAUUUACCCAGCAAGAAGAUUCGAGCACAUCUAAGAUCUCUGAAGCCUGGAGAUGCUUGCAAACUUCUAGAGAAUUUAGUAUCUGCAUGGAGAUCAAGGUCUGGUAGUGCUGAGUUUGUUUUGCGUUGGAUAUACUGUUUAUUGGUAACUCAUGGUCGUUUUAUCCCCUCGGAGAAAUCAAGAAAACUAAUUAGCGACCUGGAGAAGAUGUGUGCAGAAAGAUACGCAGCAACUGAAGAUUUACUGAAGCUUUCUGGCCGCCUUCGGCUGAUAAUGGCUCAGGUUGACAAGGAUUCAAUAGAUGUAUCCGCGAAGGUGGCAGUCCAAUCUGAUGAAGAGGAAGAAGACGAAAUUGAUGAAAUUGUGUAUGGUGAAGACGUGGAUUUGUCUGAGAAAAAUAGUGACGAUGAUGCUGAGUAGAAUCGCAGCAUUGUUGCCAUGUCUCCGAGAGACUUCGUGACUUUGUGUACGGUGAAGAUGUAUUUUUCAAGCUUAGAGCCAGUAGUUGAGUUUUUAAAACCGCGCAACCAUGGAAGGUUGCACAUAAUUUUGACAACUGAGGUAAUAUCUGAAAGGAAUUUUUGUAAGCAACUUA
Hordeum vulgare subsp. vulgare (domesticated barley) is the source of this 2108-nucleotide messenger RNA. RefSeq lists its product as uncharacterized. The transcript has 12 exons. The record is from RefSeq and is a predicted model, not a curated record. NCBI's taxonomy places the organism in Eukaryota, Viridiplantae, Streptophyta, Magnoliopsida, Poales, Poaceae. Bases 62 to 1933 code for a protein of 623 amino acids. Gene Ontology annotation, molecular function: protein binding.